AAGACUUUUACUGAAGCACAAAGUUACUGCAGAGAGAAACACACAGACCUGGUCACUGUAGAGAGCAUGGAGCAUGUGGAGUUCCUGAACAGCUUGGCAGCAACAGCAGGAUUUUCCUCUAACACCUGGAUCGGACUGUAUGAAGGCAGCUGGAGCUGGUCACUGUCAGACACAAGCUUCUACGGACCAGGAGAGGAGGAGUUCAGACGAUGGGAUUCUCAACAACCAGACAAUUCAGGAGGUGAUAAACACUGCACAAAGAUGAAACAUAAUGGAAAAUGGGAUGAUGCCAGCUGCACAGAGAACAUUCGGGCCGUCUGCUGUGAUGUGAGAGGUGAGAAUAUUGCUGAGUGA
This is a messenger RNA of Centropristis striata (black sea bass), 354 nucleotides long. Its product is annotated as perlucin-like. The record is from RefSeq and is a predicted model, not a curated record. The transcript has 2 exons. Bases 67 to 354 code for a protein of 95 amino acids. NCBI's taxonomy places the organism in Eukaryota, Metazoa, Chordata, Actinopteri, Perciformes, Serranidae.